CGUCGGUGUACAAAACAAACGCACGCACUGAGUUGAAUGCUGGGAUAGCGAGCUGCGGAGGUCAAAGGAGAGACGAUCCAAAAUGUCGGUCGCCAGUUUUACGUCCUUGACUCGAUGCGGUGUUUUGGCAUUCCGCUCUCCCGCAGGACUCUUGGCGGUACGGUAUGCACAGACAGCAGCAGCUCCAGCAGUGCAGCCCAGGAUAAAGAAGUUCCAGGUGUACAGAUGGGAUCCAGACACUCCAGGGGACAAACCCCGAAUGCAGACCUAUGAGAUUGACCUCAACACCUGUGGCCCAAUGGUUCUCGAUGCGCUCAUCAAGAUCAAGAAUGAGAUUGACCCCACUCUGACAUUUCGUCGCUCCUGCAGAGAAGGUAUUUGUGGGUCCUGUGCGAUGAACAUCGAAGGAGGAAACACACUCGCCUGCCUCAACAAGAUCGACUCCAACGUCAGCAAGCCGACUAAGAUUUACCCUCUGCCACACAUGUACGUCGUCAAGGACCUGGUACCUGACAUGAGUAACUUCUACGCCCAGUACAAGUCCAUCGAACCCUACCUGAAGAAGAAGGAUGAGUCCAAGGAAGGGAAGGAGCAGUACCUGCAGUCUGUGGAGGACCGGCAGAAGCUGGACGGGCUGUAUGAGUGUAUUCUGUGCGCCUGUUGCAGCACCAGCUGCCCAAGUUACUGGUGGAACGGAGACAAAUACCUCGGGCCUGCUGUGCUCAUGCAGGCGUACCGCUGGAUGAUUGACUCACGAGACGAGUACACAGAAGAACGGUUGUCCAAGCUGCAGGAUCCUUUCUCGCUCUACCGCUGCCACACCAUCAUGAACUGCACCAAGACCUGUCCCAAGGGCCUGAACCCAGGAAAAGCGAUCGCUGAGAUCAAGAAGAUGAUGGCCACAUACAAGGAGAAGACGGCAGCUGCUGUCUGAAACCUCAUUUAUCCUCUGGAUCUUCUUAUCCCUCCAUGAUUAAAUUAUAUAAUGAUGAAAAAAUGCUUCUUCAGGUCUGUUGGGCCAGUGUACCAUGUAUCUCCACCACCACCACUACAUCCUGCAGUCAGCUGUAGCAGAAGUGUGUGUGUGUGGUUGGAGAACUUGGUGUGACAUAAACGCACAUGUACAGUAUGAAUGAAGGAGAGAGAGCGCGUCUGAGUCUUACAUGUACCAUAAAAUAGGUGUUUACCUCCAACUUUACUGUGUUUGUGUACUUGAUGCUGCAGAGUAAAAUCCAGGCGUUUCUUUGUGUCUUUCAGCUCGUUGCUUUUCAUGUUAACAGCUGGUUCACAGACAUGUUCCCUCAGAUCUUCCAGCAUACUGACAUCAGUCUUUGUUUUGAUGGAAAUAAAUAAGUUUAAAUUCUG
Oreochromis niloticus (Nile tilapia) is the source of this 1365-nucleotide messenger RNA. It is a transcript of the gene sdhb, whose product is annotated as succinate dehydrogenase complex, subunit B, iron sulfur (Ip). The record is from RefSeq and is a predicted model, not a curated record. Gene Ontology annotation, cellular component: mitochondrial membrane. Bases 83 to 934 code for a protein of 283 amino acids. Gene Ontology annotation, biological process: aerobic respiration; tricarboxylic acid cycle; respiratory electron transport chain. Gene Ontology annotation, molecular function: 2 iron, 2 sulfur cluster binding; electron transfer activity; oxidoreductase activity. The transcript is spliced from 8 exons. Lineage: Eukaryota; Metazoa; Chordata; Actinopteri; Cichliformes; Cichlidae.